Molecule: messenger RNA, 1165 nt
Organism: Stylophora pistillata
Lineage: Eukaryota; Metazoa; Cnidaria; Anthozoa; Scleractinia; Pocilloporidae
Product: histamine H2 receptor
Biological process (GO): chemical synaptic transmission; G protein-coupled receptor signaling pathway, coupled to cyclic nucleotide second messenger
Cellular component (GO): plasma membrane; dendrite
Molecular function (GO): G protein-coupled serotonin receptor activity; neurotransmitter receptor activity
Source: RefSeq, a predicted model, not a curated record
UACGUAUCGCUACAACUGUAGCUGUAGUCAUUGGCCUUUUUGUCAUCUGCUGGACACUAUUUUUCGCCAUCAAUUUUGCGUAUUCAGUUUGUGGCAACCUAAUGUUCAAAACAGCUGGAUGCAAAGGCCUCAUGGUAUUACCACCAAUGAUUCUAAAGAUCAAUAAAUGGUUACAAUAUGGGAAUUCCGUUUGUAACCCCAUAAUUUAUGGUCUACGCAAUAAGGACUUCCGACGAGCGUUCCGGAAAAUUUUACUUAGCCUUUGCUGCAAAAAAGUGCCGAUAUCAGACUACAGUAAGAGCGCGUAUGGACGCACGAUGCGAAGCACUUAUCUUCAGCGCGACUCAAGCAUUGAAAAUUCUCGAUCUGUCAUCAUACCACCGCACAUGCCCGGCUCGGGAAUGUUUGAUACGAGGGGAAGCUACCGUAAAGCGAUUCAGAGUGGUCGCACCAAACCUAUCAAGCUCAAAUUCACAAAGAAGACUCUAACGGAUGGUUUGUUGUCGUUAAACGUGGAUGCAUUCCACAGCCUUUCUUCGGGCGACUUAAAUUUGUCUGGCAGUCUUUUGAGUUCUCCGCCAAGUUCCCCAGCAGAGCUUUGGAACCCUCCCUUCGAAAACGAUCAGACGGAAAAUGGCAUCCUUCCCGUUGAUCAAGCCAUGCCAGAACAGGGCUUCAAUGAGAAGCUGUCAGAGUCGAAUCAUGCUUUAAAUAAAAGUGCUCCAAACGUUACUCUACAGAACAGAAAAAGCCGCGUUCAUUUUACACCUUCGGACAGUGAAGAAAAGGACGUGGUCGAAAAUCAGACAGUGUCUACCCUGGCACCUUUCGAGAGACAACGUUCUCUCUCGGAAAUAUUCAUUCGACCCAAUGGUGAAACGGACAGUCUUAAGCAAAAAUUACGGUCGUCGUUUUCUUAGUAAGGCUAUCAAAUUUGGCGUUAAGAAGCAUUUUUGUGCCGGCAAACCAACUGGCGUUGAUUUAAGCUGGUGAUUGGCAACAAAUUCAGCGGCAAUUACAGCUGGCGCCGCUGGAACUGAAGAAUAGUUAAAGUAAGUCUCGGUCUUUUUUCCUGAAUAUAUUUACUAAUACCGAGUGUAAUCAUCAGUUUUCGGAUGUAAAUUUAAAAGGAGUCAGUUCAGGUUUAGCUGAGGACGGUUUCCUG